Molecule: messenger RNA, 492 nt
Organism: Saccharomyces mikatae IFO 1815
Lineage: Eukaryota; Fungi; Ascomycota; Saccharomycetes; Saccharomycetales; Saccharomycetaceae
Gene: MLC2
Product: Mlc2p
Exons: 1
Coding region: 1-492 (163 amino acids)
Biological process (GO): actomyosin structure organization; mitotic cytokinesis
Cellular component (GO): myosin II complex; cytoplasm
Molecular function (GO): myosin heavy chain binding; cytoskeletal motor regulator activity; calcium ion binding
Source: RefSeq, a predicted model, not a curated record
AUGGACCAUAGUGAAUCACUAACAUUUAAUCAACUUUCGCAGGACUACAUAAAUAAACUCAAAGAUGCGUUCCAAUUGCUAGAUGGCGAUGAAGAUGGUAUAAUUAGUAGGAAAGAUCUUACCAAGAUAUAUACAACAUUGGGGAAGACAUUGACAGAUGAAGAAUGGUCCAGAAUGUUACCUGAGAAUGAAACUGCUACGGCAGAGAUUGAAGAAGAAGGUGUCAGCUUUCCGAUAUUCUUAUCUAUCAUGGGGAAGAGCCUAUCGCAGUUUCCAGAACGUGAAGAACUGGAGAAAAGUCUAAAAUCAGUUGGUAGGGAGCAUGAUUUGAACGUUCCCCUUAAUGAGAUUGUUAGUUCUCUGAAGGAGGCGGGUUUUGAAAAUCCUGAAGAAGAGUUUGCUAAGCUCUUUAAGCUGUUCACUAGAAGCCAGCAAGCAACCGACGAGAAGACCUUCCGAGGUAAGCUUUUCUUCGAUUCAAUCACUGAUUAA